AUGAGCAAUAGCUCAAUGAUAUCUGAGUUUGUUUUGUUGGGACUCACCAGCACUUGGGAACUGGCAAUUUGCUUUUUCUUCAUAUUUUUGUUGGCCUACACAGCAAUCUUAGCAGGAAACAUCCUCAUUGUGGUCAUCGUUACUUUUGACUCGCACCUGCAUUCAAUACCCAUGUACUUCCUUCUUGGAAAUCUCUCCUUCCUCGAUAUGUUUAUUUCCACAGUCACAACCCCUAAGAUGAUCAUGGAUUUCUUCAAGGAGCACAAAACCAUCUCCUUGGGGGGAUGUAUGGCUCAGAUGUUCUUCCUUCACUUUUUAGGGGGCACGGAGAUGACUCUUCUGAUUGCUAUGGCCGUGGAUCGGUACAUUGCAAUAUGCAAACCCCUCCACUACACAGCCAUCAUGAACCGCCGAGUGCUCAAGGGAUCUCUGCUGCUGUCAUGGACUGUUGGCUUUGUGCAUACUAUGAGCCAGAUGGUCUUCACUGUCACCUUGCCCUUCUGUGGCCCCAAUGUGAUAGAUGAUGUAUUUUGUGACCUUCCUCUCGUUCUAAAGCUGGCCUGCACUGAGACCUAUGUGUUGGAGUUGCUGGUGAUUGCUGACAGUGGACUACUGUCCUUCAUUUGCUUCAUUCUCUUACUCAUAUCCUACACUAUCAUUCUGGGGACCGUGUGGCGUCGAUCCUCUGCUGGACUCUCCAAGGCUUUGUCCACACUGUCUGCUCAUAUCACGGUGGUCACACUUUUCUUUGGACCGUGCAUCUUCAUUUAUGCUUGGCCUUUUAACAGCUUUUCAGUUGAUAAGUUUCUUUCUGUGUUUUACUCAGUUGUUACACCCUUAUUGAAUCCCAUUAUUUACACCCUGAGGAAUCGGGAGAUGAAUGCUGCCAUGGGUCGACUGAGGAGCCGACAUGUCAGCUCCUGGCAGUUCUUCUGA
Messenger RNA from Ochotona princeps (American pika), 936 nucleotides. Its product is annotated as olfactory receptor 4L1-like. NCBI's taxonomy places the organism in Eukaryota, Metazoa, Chordata, Mammalia, Lagomorpha, Ochotonidae. The record is from RefSeq and is a predicted model, not a curated record. Bases 1 to 936 code for a protein of 311 amino acids. The transcript has a single exon. Gene Ontology annotation, cellular component: membrane. Gene Ontology annotation, molecular function: G protein-coupled receptor activity; olfactory receptor activity. Gene Ontology annotation, biological process: G protein-coupled receptor signaling pathway.